AUGGCUCCUCUUCCCCAGAAAGUCGGCGUCUUGGUCGUCGGAAGUGGCAACGCUGGUUUCGCAGCAGCUCUUUCCGCCGCUGAGAAUGGCGCAAAAGACAUCCUCAUCAUUGACAAGUGCCCCGAAGAAUGGGUUGGCGGUAAUUCUUACUUUACCGCUGGUGCCUACCGAAUCGCACAUAACGGUCUUCAAGAUUUAUUGCCAAUCGUCAAUAAUGUCUCACCUGAGCAAGCCGACAAGAUUGACCUGACACCAUACACUGCCAAGGACUUUCAAGAUGACAUAGACAGAGUUUGCAUGGGACGUUCGGACCCAGUGCUUGCUAGGGCGCUCGUUGAAAACUCCAAUGAAGCAAUCAAAUGGCUUGCUUCCAACGGCAUUCGCUUCCAACUCUCAUUCAACCGACAAGCUUACGAAGUUGAUGGAAGAAUCAAGUUCUGGGGUGGUCUUCAUAUCAAGACCCAAGAUGGAGGCAAAGGUCUCAUUGAAGACUACCUCGCCGCGAUCAAGAAACGAAACAUCCAUGUUUCGUGGUCGACAGCGCUCACAGGACUGCAAAAGCGCUCAAAAGAUGACAACUACGAUGUUGAAGUCUCAAUCAAUGGACAACAGCGUGUAUUCACUGCUGGCGCUGUCAUCCUGGCCGCAGGAGGAUUUGAGUCUAACCCACAAAUGCGAAGUCAAUUCAUUGGACCUAGCUGGGACAUGGCCAUGGUUCGUGGAACACCUUACAACACUGGAGAGGUCUUGAAUCUAGCGAUCCAGAAGUUGGGCGCAAAGGCGGUAGGCAAUUGGUCUGGGUGCCAUUCCGUUGCUUGGGACGCCAACGCUGACCCAAACACUGGUGACCGAGAAGCUUCCAACGAGUAUACGAAAUCAGGUUAUCCUCUUGGCCUUAUGUUGAACGUGGAUGGUCAACGAUUUGUGGAUGAGGGAGUGGACUUGAGGAACUAUACUUACGCUAAAUUUGGUCGAGCUAUUCUGCAGCAACCUGAGCAAUUGGCCUUUCAAGUUUGGGAUUCUCGAACGAUCGACUGGCUCCGAAUGGAAGAAUAUCGCGAGGAACGUGUUGAGCGAAUAUUCGCCAAGACCAUCGACGAGCUUGCUGAGAAGUGUGCUGAGCGCGGUCUUCGAAACAAGGGUGCUUUCGUUGACACAAUUCGAGAGUACAAUGAAGCUGUAUACGCGCACCGUCAAGAAAGCCCCAACGUGAAAUGGGACCCUGCCAUUCGAGACGGUGUCUCCACCCAGUCCUCCAAGAAGAAGCUAGCUUUGGCAAAGUCGAACUGGGCUUUACCUUUGGAUCAGGGCCCUUACAUGGCUGUCAAAGUGACGUGUGGCAUCACCUUCACCUUUGGUGGUGUCAAGGUCGAUCCCGAAUCUGCGCAGCUGAUCCAUGGCUUGAGUGGCGCUCCAGUGCCGAAUGUAUUUGUCGCAGGCGAAAUGGUUGGGGGUUUGUUUUAUUCCAAUUAUCCAGGUGGAAGCGGAUUAACGUCUGGUGCAGUCUUCGGAAGGAAAGCUGGUAAGGCCGCUGCAGAGGCUGCUUCAAAAACAGACCAGUCAUUCUCGAGCCGUCUGUAG
Fusarium coffeatum is the source of this 1581-nucleotide messenger RNA. RefSeq lists its product as uncharacterized. NCBI's taxonomy places the organism in Eukaryota, Fungi, Ascomycota, Sordariomycetes, Hypocreales, Nectriaceae. The record is from RefSeq and is a predicted model, not a curated record. The coding region runs from base 1 to 1581 and encodes 526 amino acids. The transcript has a single exon.